This is a messenger RNA of Vicia villosa (hairy vetch), 1848 nucleotides long. RefSeq lists its product as uncharacterized. The record is from RefSeq and is a predicted model, not a curated record. The coding region runs from base 70 to 1206 and encodes 378 amino acids. The transcript is spliced from 7 exons. Lineage: Eukaryota; Viridiplantae; Streptophyta; Magnoliopsida; Fabales; Fabaceae.
UUUUAUAUUAUUUCCUCUCACUUUUCAUUUCAAUAUCUUUAGCAUACUCAUUCCUCUUCCUAACAUUCCAUGGAUUCCUCUAUUACCAAAUCAACCUUCCCAAUUUUCACCACCAAGCCAUUUUCACUUUCCAAAAGAUCUUUGAUCAGACCCUUCAGGGUAUCCGUCAAACCACCACCUCCAGACUUCAAUUACAAGCUAGAGAUAUCCAAAGAAUCCAGAGCUGUCAUAGAAGAAUCUUACCCUGAGUUGCUUGAUUUGGCUGACAAUGGUAGCUUGGUUUUGGUACAGAAGAAGAGGUUUGGCCCUGUUCCUUCUUGGAGGACUGAGUUUGUUGAACCUGAAUAUAUUUGGUUGAUUGGAACUACUCAUGUUUCCAAAGAAUCAGCUAUGGAGGUUGAGCGUGUUGUAAAAGCUGUGAAGCCUGAUAACGUAGUUGUUGAGCUUUGCAGAAGCAGAGCUGGGAUCAUGUAUGCUGAUGAUGCUCAGCUUGACAAACAGUUAAGGACUACUAUGUUUUCUUUAAGUGGAAAUGGAUUUUUUGGAGCUGUCGGUCGCAGCAUAAACCUUGGUGGUCAAACUGCUUUAGCCUUGAGAUUACUUUUGGCCGCGUUUUCAUCAAAGAUCACUUCGGGUAUUAAUCGCCCUUUUGGUGAUGAGUUCCGUGCUGCUCGAAAAGUAUCAGAGGAAAUUGGUGCACAAAUAGUUUUGGGAGAUAGGCCAAUUGAAAUAACACUUCAGAGAGCAUGGAAGGCUUUGAAUUGGACUCAGAAGUUGAGUUUAUUGAGAAUAGUUAUCAGUGGAAUAACAUCUUCAUCAGAGAUUUCUACAAAUAACGUUGAGAAAGCAAGUUCAGAUGAUGGCACACUUCAGCUCUAUGAGCAACUGAGUUUUUCGUAUCCAUCCCUAUUGUCACCGCUUAUUCAUGAACGAGAUACUUAUCUUGCAUGGUCUUUAAAGAGAAGCAAAGCUGUGAAUAACUGUAAAAGGGUGGUAGGUGUAAUUGGAAAAGGCCACAUGAAUGGUGUAAUAUAUUCACUGUUAGCUGAUACCGGAGAUUUGAGGUUUCGAGACCUUACCGGAAAAAACUCAUCUGAUGGAGGCUCUGGUGGCUGGAUUGAUGGCAUAGUCAAGAGUUUAGCGAGGGACACUGUGAUUGGCAUUGUCUUAUGGGCUUUAUAUGAACUGAUAAAUGGUGGAACAUAAGGCCAGACCAUUUAUAUAUAUUUUCAUUUUUUGACAGAAAUUUCAAGAGAUGUUAGCUAUAUAAUGAACAUAAUAACUCAAAAAGCAUGUUAGUGAUUGUCUGAUUUAUUUUGCAAGUGUUGUAUAUAUGGAUGAUGACUUUUGCCAAUAAUAUUCAUUCAAACAUAAUGAUGUGUUGUAUCCUUAGAUUGUAUCAGCAGCAACUUGGCCUCACAGCAAAUGAUUCAAUCUUUUUCCAUCAUGUCAUCCAGAAUUGCUUCCCACUGUGCCAAUUCCUGAGGGAACUAACAUUGUUAUUAUUAUGGUUGAUUAGGAAAUCAAAAUCAGAUUCUUAGGAUUUUGAUUGCACCUGUAAUAAUUAGGAUUACAGGUUUAAAAAAGGCGUCGAGUUCUGUCGAGAAAUCUUCUUUCAUUGCUUCUCACAAUGAUACAUAGGCUGAUUCAUCCUUAUUUUGUCCUAAUCACGGUGGCAGCAACAACAAUCGUGGAGGUCGAAGCAAUAGCUGCAGCCAUCGCCGGCGAGGCAGAGGCUCUAGACGUGGUGGGGGUCACUCUUUGCAUCAGUAGGCCUUCGCCUUUCUACCCACAUUUCCGUGGGCAUAUUCAUCGUUACUACAUGUUAUUUCUUGAUGACUAAACGAU